UCUGCAUCCCGUUUGAGUCACUAUGCAGAUUUUUAGAUAACCUUUUAUAAUCUAUCCUGGUUGCUCCUGGAAUAAAGAUUGCUUCAUCUCCCUCCUGAUUUGACUUUUUUACAGGCUCUACCAGCAAUGGCUGUGUUGAAAAACAUCAUCUUCCUUUGUCAGCUUCUUCCAUUUGUGCGAACCAUAAAUAUCAAAUUCUUCCCAUGUGAUACAGAUGACAAUGCCACCACAGUAGACUGCUAUGACAGACCACUCAAGCAUGUCCCUUUCAUCGCAUCUACCACUGUGGUGUCAAUCAAUUUAAGUCAGACUAAGAUACAGCAAGUGGGGCAGCAUGCUUUUGCACAUGUCCCAAACCUUCACACUCUGAAAAUAAUGGGGAAUUGUCAACCAGGUCAACUGAGAGCCUUAGAAAACCGGUAUUGCAAAAUGGAGAUCCACCAUUAUGCCUUCAAGAGCUUACUGAAGCUUGAAUAUCUGCAUCUGUCAGGAAAUAGCCUCACCUCUAUACCCUGGUUACCUGAAACCCUAAGGGUUCUCGAUCUACAGAAUAAUCGUAUCUUCCACAUUGUCCAGCCUUUAAACACUCCAAAUCUCGAAAACCUCUUCCUCACCAGGAACUGCUUUUAUGCAAACCCUUGCAACCAGUCCUUUUACAUCAGUGAAAGGGUUUUUAGAGAGCUCCAUAAACUCAAAAACCUAACAUUAGGGUAUAAUAAUUUGACAGCUGUCCCUAAAGGACUGCCACCCUCACUGGAGAGUCUGGAUUUAAGAGAGAAUACAAUCACAAAGGUCUUAGAAGGAGCUUUUGCCAACCUGACUAGGCUCAGGGAUUUGAAUUUGGAGUGGAACUGCCAGCGUUGUGACCAUGCAGCAAGGCCCUGUUUCCCUUGCCCACAAAAUGUCUCUCUAAAACUCUACCGAAACUCAUUCUAUUCUAAGAACAGCUCCAUCACCUACCUAAGCUUGAGAGGCAACUCUCUGAGAACAUUUCCAGAGGGUGUUUUCAAACCUUUGAGGAAUUUAAAGAGGCUAGACCUCUCUGACAACCUCCUGGCAUAUACUAUGCAAAAUGGCACCUUCUUCACAGAGCUGAAGGGCCUCACUUGGAUUAGCCUUAUCUAUAACUAUGAACCACUGAAGACAUUUCCGGAACUGAUCCUUUCCCCACAUAUUGUUGAUAUAUCUGGUCUACAGUAUCUCCUUCUGAGUGGUAACUUUUUCCACCAACUUUCAAACCAGAGCCUUGUGGUUCUGUCCAAGCUUAAAAAUCUAAGGAAACUAGAACUGAGAAUGAAUUUCAUUAAUACUUGUAACUUGACAGAUCUGAAGCAAUUAACACAUCUCAUCAAUAUCGACCUCUCCCAAAAUAUGCUCAAUUUCCUUCCAUGCUGCUCCAGUCUAUCAAAUGAGAUUGUGGCACAGAAAAGCUGUCAGAACCAGAACUUGUAUACACAUGAUUUACGCGACCAACCCUUUAUUUUGAGAGAUCGAGACGUCACAUCUGGAAGUGAGAUCUGGGAGUCCAACCAAUCAAAUGUGUACGGAAUGUUGGAGGACAGUGCACCACGAUUUCCAUCAUUGUGGGAUUUUAGAAAUAAUUUCUGCAGACAUAAAUUAACAUUUGACCUGUCGCAAAAUGACAUUCUAUCUCUUAACAAGAAUGUGUUUGUAGGCAUGGAAAAUGCAGUUUGUUUAGACCUUUCCUUCAAUUACAUGAGCCAGGCAUUGAGGGGUGGUGAGUUUGAUAGUGUGAAAAAUUUAGUUUUUCUUGAUUUGUCUUACAAUAGGCUUGAUUUUUAUUAUAGCAAUGCUUUCAGUGAGCUUAAAACUACUCUGAAGGUAUUAGAUGUUAGUAAUAAUGACUUUCACUUCAAAAUGAAGGGCAUGGGCCAUCAUUUUGACUUUCUUCAUAAUCUGACUAACUUGGAAGUCCUAAGUCUAGCAAACAAUGGCAUUGAGAUGAGAAUAGAUCAAAGGCUGAUCAGCAGCUCUGUGAAGUACCUCUAUUUCUAUGGAAAUCACCUAUGUACUAUGUGGGAAUCUGAUAACAACAAGUACACUCAUUUCUUCCAAAACCUUACAAACCUUACCUACUUGGACAUCUCCAACAAUGACCUGAUAUCAAUCUCACCAGAGGUACUGUGUAACUUCCCAGGAAACCUUGAGACCCUUAGCAUCAGCAACAAUCUGCUGAACUAUUUCCCAUGGCAGAACAUCUCAGCACUCAGUAAUUUAUGUCACCUGGACCUCAGUCAAAACCAUCUCUCUUAUUUGCCCGAUAGAGUCAUAGAAUUUGGAGCCAAUUUUUCUCUCUUGGACCUCAGUCACAAUCACCUUAGUUUUGUUCCUGAGAAUUUCUUCAGAAAGGUAAAAUCCUUGAAAUAUCUGUAUCUUAGCCACAAUCAGAUCAAGGAGUUGAACCAUCAGUAUUUCCCUGCCCCUUUUAAAAAUGGUAGUGCCCUUCAACAACUCACCCUGCAUGCGAACCCCUUUAAAUGUGAUUGUGAUACAUCUUGGUUUGCAGACUUUUUGCGUACUACUCCAGUAAAGAUUCCUUAUCUCACCACAUAUAUACACUGUGAAUUCCCAGAGUCCCAGCAGGGUGAGAGUAUACUGUCUAUGGACCAGCGUUCCUGCCAGGACAUAUAUGGUAGCUUAGCAUUCCUCAUCUGUUCCUUCAUGGCUGUGACAUUCACUGUUCUGCCCCUACUGAAGCAUCUCUAUGGCUGGGAUAUGUGGUAUUGCCUUCAGGUGCUUUGGGCAGGACACAAAGGCUAUUCCCAACUGGCUGGUACUGAUUCACAGUAUCACUAUGAUGCUUUUGUGGUGUUUGACACCAGGAACCAGGCUGUGAGAGACUGGGUCUACAAUGAGUUGACUGUCAAUCUGGAGAAGUUGGGUCACAGGAGAUUUUGUCUCUGUUUGGAAGAGAGGGACUGGAUUCCUGGGCUUUCGUGUAUUGAGAAUCUACACAGUGCUGUCUACAACAGUGUGAAGACGGUGUUUGUGCUCUCCAGUGGUUUUAAUGGUGGUGAGAUGGUGAAUGGUGUGAUCCGCCAGGCUUUCUUCAUGGUUCAGCAGCGGCUUCUGGAUGAGAAGGUGGAUGCAGCUGUGCUGGUUCUGUUGGAUGAGAUGUUUCCCAAAUUGAAGUACCUUCAGCUGAGGAAGAGACUGUGCAGAAAGUCUGUGUUGUCCUGGCCCAGAAACCCAAGGGUUCAACCCCUUUUCUGGAAUCGAAUGAGAAUGGUGUUGUCAUCAGAUAACCUCAAAUUUUAUGACAACAACAUGAGUGAAAGUUUUAUAUGACUACACUUAAACUGCCAAGCCACCUUGGUGGAAAAAAAGUAUUUAAUCCCCCAUUACCUAAUUUUGACAAAUUUACCCUCUCACUGAUGAUUUAUGUCAUAAUACUUGAUAGUUUUUUUUUUUUUUUUAAUGUAACUGUAAUUUCUUUCAUCAAAAUGUGACAGCUCCUCCAUAUGAAUAUUUUGCCUUACUUUUUUACCAGAUUGUUCUGUUGUUUUAUUUUUUUUUCUUUUUGAUAUUUUGACAUUGUCAUGAAUUCUUUAUAUUUCCAAUAAAGUUUCUUCAGUUUUUUAUUUUUUAUUUUAUUUUUUAUCCUAGUCUUCGGGGGUGUUGAAUUGGUAUGUAAGCUACAAGUUAACAGAUUGUUAAUUUUAAGUAAUUGUAGCAUUUGUAAUUGGACUAUAAUAAACCUGAUUUCAAUCCA
This is a messenger RNA of Lates calcarifer (barramundi perch), 3733 nucleotides long. RefSeq names its product toll-like receptor 9 (gene tlr9). Bases 127 to 3309 code for a protein of 1060 amino acids. Gene Ontology annotation, biological process: positive regulation of interleukin-6 production; toll-like receptor signaling pathway; defense response to virus. The transcript is spliced from 3 exons. The record is from RefSeq and is a predicted model, not a curated record. Gene Ontology annotation, molecular function: pattern recognition receptor activity; protein binding. Gene Ontology annotation, cellular component: plasma membrane. NCBI's taxonomy places the organism in Eukaryota, Metazoa, Chordata, Actinopteri, Centropomidae.